Sinocyclocheilus anshuiensis is the source of this 2320-nucleotide messenger RNA. RefSeq names its product protein FAM63A-like. The transcript has 12 exons. Bases 310 to 1890 code for a protein of 526 amino acids. Gene Ontology annotation, biological process: protein K48-linked deubiquitination. Gene Ontology annotation, cellular component: cell periphery; cytosol. NCBI's taxonomy places the organism in Eukaryota, Metazoa, Chordata, Actinopteri, Cypriniformes, Cyprinidae. The record is from RefSeq and is a predicted model, not a curated record. Gene Ontology annotation, molecular function: cysteine-type deubiquitinase activity; K48-linked deubiquitinase activity; cysteine-type carboxypeptidase activity.
GAAGUGAGACACAGGCAAAAACAAGAUUACGGAAAGAGUGUGACGUGCGCUGGAGAGACAGCAAAACCUGUAGAUUUCAGCCAGACACCUCCACUGGAUUACUGUGUUUUACAGUGUAUGUUUUAGGGGCGAAGAAGAACGUUUUAAAGACUGCAGAAAGGUCGCUAUGAGUUUGUGAAAUUCACAAUAUGAGAUCAGAAAACUUUCUUAACCUCCAGAGUGUCACCCUUCAGUGAUCAGAAAGCCUCCCUGUGACUCAGCUGUUCCCAGAAUUAGGCAAUUCAAAAACAACAUGACUAGGCAGAGGUCAUGGCAGAUUCUUGCCCAGACACCAUUGAUGGUGAGAUUAUAGGCGUUUCCGAGGGACAGCAGUUAAAAACAACCAAAAAUGAGGACUUUGAUGCUGCUAGACCACACGACAAGGAAAUCAGCCAAAAAGAGGGUGACACCGAUACUGAGCAAUUCUCCGGGAGCAUUUCUCACCUUAUGAAAGAUGGCCUCACAACAUGCAAAGAACCUCCUACAACCACAGCGUCUCUUGAAGAUGAUGCUAAUGCAGCUCAGUCCGUGACCAGUAAAAGCCAAGACAAAACCGAUGAAUCUGAGAUCCUCAAUAGCCAAUCUUACACGCCCAGCCAAUCAGAGGUGACGCCCACUUUCUCCAUGGCCAGCCUGGAGUUCUCCGAGGAGACUAAUGGGAUUCCUCCUGAUGGAGCUUUGAUUUCGUCCAAAUCUGCUCAGGAUGGCAACCAAGUCCCCUCUCAGGAGAGCGGAGGGGCCUGUGCGGGGGCUGCGAGGGCAUCAGAGCCUAGCAUGCCGGCAUAUUAUUUUGUCAAGUGGAUUACCUGGAAAGAGAAGAAGACAGCCAUUAUCACACAGAGCGAGAACGGACCCUGCCCCCUGAUUGCCAUCAUGAACAUCCUGUUGUUGCGGUGGAAGGUGAAGUUGCCGGCUCAGACAGAAGUGGUCACCACUGAAGAGCUGAUGGCUCACCUUGGUGAAUGUGUGCUGUCCAUCAAACCGCGGGAGAAAGCAGAAGGCAUGGAGCUCAAUUUCCAGCAGAACAUGAGUGACGCGAUGGCUGUGCUGCCAAAGUUGUCCACAGGCCUCGACGUUAAUGUGCGUUUUACAGGUGUGUCGGAUUUUGAGUACACUCCUGAGUGCAUCGUCUUUGAUCUGCUUGACAUUCUGCUUUACCACGGCUGGCUUGUCGACCCACAGAGUCCUGAGGUGGUGUCUGCAGUGGGCAAACUCAGCUACAACCAACUGGUGGAGAAGAUCAUAGAUUUCAAGCACUCGACAGAUAGCAGUCAAGUCAGUGAAGGUUUGAUAGCAGAGCAAUUUUUGGAGUCCACAGCAACCCAGCUGUCGUAUCACGGCCUGUGUGAGCUCAACACGACAGCCAAGGAGGGAGAACUGUCUGUAUUUUUCAGGAACAACCACUUCAGCACUAUGAUAAAGCACAAGGGUCACCUUUACCUGCUGGUCACAGAUCAGGGCUUCCUGCAGGAGGAGAGCGUGGUGUGGGAGAGUCUCCAUAAUGUGGAGGGGGAUGGGAAUUUCUGUGACUCAGAAUUCAGAUUGUGUCACCCUUCCCAGAAACCCUCAGCAGCCACCCAGCCCUCCGCACAACAACAGCAGCAGCAAAUGCAGAUCGACCAGGACUAUCUGGUGGCAAUGUCCCUGCAGCAGCAGCAGGGUGAAGCUCCUGGACCCAUGAGUGAUCUUGAGCUGGCCAGAAAGCUGCAGCAGGAGGAGUACCAGCAGCCACAAACACAACAGCACCAGCCCCAGCCCUCAGCAGGACAGAUGAGAGGUCAGGCCGCAUCUCAGCACGGAGGACAGAGGCGCCGGGAAAAGAAGGACGACUCGGAUUGCUGUAUUCUUUAGGUCAGAGUCCACUAACCACCAUAACCAGACUCUCAAAGCCAGUUCGGCUUCUUCUGUACCACUACUGAAACUCGAGACUUCACUCUUAGCAGACCUGUCGUCCCAAUGCCAAGCCUGCCUUUACAGUACAGUUGACCCCUUGUUUUCGCCUUUCCUUUAUCCUCAUGGUUGGAACUGUUGCUCAUCGUUGUCUACUGGACCAAAUAAAGGUAGCAAUUGUUUCUAAGCACUAAUGAGCGUUUGUUUGAGCUCCUAACUAUGCCAUUAAAGAUUGAAGACUGUAAUAAUAAAUAAUCAGGUAUUGUAAUAAGAAUUUAAUAUUACACUGAAAUGCUACUGUCUCAAGUUGAUCUGUACAUAGUUACUCGUCAUCGGCUUUUCAUCCAAAGUGAUGUACAGUACACUAAGUACACAGGGCUCCGUGGAGCUC